Hippoglossus stenolepis (Pacific halibut) is the source of this 1620-nucleotide messenger RNA. RefSeq names its product chimerin 1 (gene chn1). Gene Ontology annotation, biological process: positive regulation of GTPase activity; signal transduction. Gene Ontology annotation, molecular function: GTPase activator activity. The record is from RefSeq and is a predicted model, not a curated record. NCBI's taxonomy places the organism in Eukaryota, Metazoa, Chordata, Actinopteri, Pleuronectiformes, Pleuronectidae. The coding region runs from base 415 to 1419 and encodes 334 amino acids. The transcript is spliced from 7 exons.
GCAUCCGUACACAACACUGUGCCGUCUCUGUUCCAGGGAGAAUAUCAGCUCUGCACAGGGAGGAGAGGAUUAGCGCGGCCACUCAGCUCAUCUGCAUACACACAUUCCCAGAGAAGCACAUGAGCACCCAGGGCUGCACCUCUUUUGUAUAAAACCUGGCACUCCUACUACACAGGGCUCCACUUGAUCCACUGUCACUGCUGCGAGAGGAUUUAAUAAGGACCACUGCUUUACUUUUUCUUUUUUGGACUCCAGAUUGCUGUCUGUGAUGUCUCUGUUUAACUGGGACAAUGCAAGUAAUAUCGUUUGAUACAGACUUGCUCUGAGGAUCAAGGAGCUUCAUCUUUCCUACUUUUCUACUGGGUUUGUUCCAUCAUCUGGUUGGGGGAAAACAACAGCAGCAGCAGGAGCAGAAUGCCAUCCAGAGAGUCCUACGAGGUUCACAAGGAAGAGAAGUCCCUGGUGCAAAAGGCCAAGCGAGAGGCCAAUCAGGAGGAUAUUCUGGCUGCUGCUCUGGGGAUGAGGAUGGGGCCACAGAAACCUCCAGCCGCUUUCUGGCAGCCACUUAAACUAUUCGCCUAUUCACAGCUCACCUCACUGGUGCGCAGAGCGACACUGAGGGAGAGCGACCGGUCACCCAAAUCGGAGAAAGUCCACAACUUCAAGGUCCACACCUUCCGAGGGCCUCACUGGUGCGAGCACUGUGCCAGCUUCAUGUGGGGACUGAUGGCCCAGGGGGUCAAAUGUGCCGAUUGUGGUUUGAACGUCCACAAACAAUGCUCCUCUCUGGUCCCCGAUGACUGCAAGCCCGACCUGAGACACAUCCGUAAAGUCUACAGCUGUGACCUCACCACCCUGGUCAAGGCUUAUAACACAGCGCGGCCCAUGGUGGUGGACAUGUGCAUACGAGAGAUCGAGUCCAGAGGGCUGAAGUCUGAAGGCCUCUACAGGAUAUCUGGAUUUAGCGAUUCAGUGGAGGAAGUCAAGAUGGCAUUCGACAAAGAUGGCGAGAAGACAGACAUCUCAGUGAACGCCUAUGAAGACAUCAAUAUCAUCACGGGUGCACUCAAACUGUACCUGAGGGAUUUGCCCGUUCCCGUCGUCUCGUACGACGCCUACCCCAGGUUCAUCGAGGCUGCCAAGCUCACAGACCCAGAAAAGAAGCUGGAGGCUUUCCGCGAGGCUCUGGCUCUGCUGCCGCCAUCGCACAGCGAAACUCUCAAGUACCUCAUGGCACAUUUAAAAAGGGUGACGCAGAAUGAGAAAUUCAACCUGAUGAACGCAGAGAACCUCGCCAUUGUUUUCGCUCCCACCCUCAUGAGCGCAGCGGACCUGGACGCCAUCACAGCGCUCAACGACAUCCGCUACCAGAGACAGGUGGUGGAGACGCUCAUUAAAAACGAAGACGUGCUCUUCUGAACACAGAUCAGGACUUUUAUACAACAGCCCUCUAAUCAUUCUUUUGUGUAUAAAGACUUGAUUACUGUUUGUAUUACACAUAGACUGUAUAUUAAGAUGGAGGACAAGAUGGCUUCCCAAAAGUGAAGCCAAAGCGCCUCGAUCGCCACCUGAUGGCUGGCUGCAGUGUUGGUCAUAUAUCCCGCUUCAUCCAUGUUAGUG